AUGUCGGAUUUUCAACAUCGAGCAAUGCACCAUGACGGACUCUACUCGACGGCAGCUAUACACGCUGGCCAUCACCAUCACCAACAUCACCAUGCCAUGCAUCCUCCACAAACACAGCCGCCGAUGAUGGAUCACUGCGUGACGACUUGCCCGUAUGAGGAAAAUAUAAUACAGAAUGGCGCAGUGGCACGUAUGGUGCUCAUGUUCAUUCGGGAACUCGUCGAGCAUUCUUCUCAUCAACCACGGCAGAGUUAUGCAUGCCCCAUGACGAGGUGCCACAGGCCCUUCCCCGGGCCGCUCCAACUCAUUCAACACCUCCUAUCCUGCUCGGAGGUUUCGACCGGCGAGUUCACCUGCGACAAGUGUAACCAUUGGCACACAUUUCCCACCAGCGAUAAGGAAUGGGAACAAUGGGCGGCCGUGAAGACACAGCAAGCUUCUGGGAAUGAGCAAGGGCAGGUGCGGAGGAAGCGGAGUCUUGGUUCGAAAAUCAAGGGUUUUGCUACUCUGACCAAAAGAGAUCCGCGCAAACAAAAUCCCGCCCCGGAUAUCCAUUUCAAGACCGAGUACUCGAUGGACAGUCGGCCGAGUACCGCGGCGUCCUCAACCCCAAGCACCACAUUUACAAGCCGAUGUUCUGAGCAUCAUCUGCAUUACCAAGCCCAUGGCCACGGAAAUCCCACGGACUUUUCCACUCACCAUAAGCCACCUUUGCUACCUGCGGGUGUACCAGCAAUCGAUGGCAAUGGUUUGUUUUGGCCAGGGUUUAGUGCUGACCAACUUGGGAACAUGCCUUCAGGGGUUCCAUCUGUUACACCUUCAUCUACACUGGACACCGGUUCUUCGAAGGCGAUCUCCCAAAACACUUCUCAGACCACGCUGUUCACACCUAGCUUGAACGGAUUCCCACCUCCUGUGGCGUCUGUCCAGGUCCCAACAACUAUGGAACAGCAACCGCAGUAUAUGUUUGGUACACACGCAUCGUUCAAUGGAAUACCAUCUCCAGUAUCCGCCCAGCCACCACCCUCCGCAAUGGUGUUGGAUGAACCCGUAAACAUGAACGGGGCAGACCUAACACCAACCGAACUUCGCUCGCCGGUAUCGAAUGAAAGCUUGAACCACGGCUGGUGGGGAAACAAGCUUGGAAUCGAAACAGCCCGAGCAGUGCCUACUACCACAGGAUCGGGUACCUGCUUCCAGAUGCAGUCUUCGAUUGGUGCCAUUGAUGGAAUGAUGACUAGAGACGUCACAAGCGGUCUUACAACGCCCACCUCGCCAUGUCGACACGCAUCACCGUUCUUCCCGAUCCCGCAAUCCUCCGCCCAUCCGAUGUCACGAGCUCUCAGCCACGAAUCGAUGCAAGCAGGCAUGACGCCGGUUUACAACUCACCAGGGACAAACGCCAGCCAUGUGGAUUCCCUGUCACCGCAGACAGACCACGAUCCUCACUCUCUGUCGCUGCGAACACCCUUUGAGCCGGCACCGGAGGAUCUAGUCUGUGAUGAGUGCCAAUGGAAGCCCCGAGGCGUGAGGGAGAAUUUGAAGGGGUAUUUACGGAAGCAUAAAAACACACACAAAGGGUUGAGGUUGUCGUGUGAUGUGGUGGGUUGCACGAAGACGUUUAGUCGGUUGGAUAAUCUCAAGAAACAUAAGAAGGAUAAGCAUGGGAUCGAAGACUUGGCUACUGGGGCGACUUGUGCGCAACCACCUCCAAAGCAGAUGGUGGAGGAGUUUCAUGGGGAACAUCAUCAUGUGGAGGAUGAGACGGAGCAUAAGCGGCCGGGAACGGUGGACUCGGAGGUACGGGAUAUGUCGGGAGAUUAUUCGAUGCUUUGGCCGGCAUUGCACUUUUGAGGGUGUGACAAAUGGAAGAGAGAGAUAUUGCACAUUCUGAAUUGGACACCCGCCAUACACGCUCAUCAGCGUUUUCUUUUCUUUGAAUAUGUUUUGUUGACUUGGGCUGGAAAAUAAUGGCCUUGCCCUCCGGUGGGGUUUGGCAGGAAUGGGAAUGGGAACGGACAGCAAAACGCAUUUUCUUUUUCACUUUACAUACAUGUACUCCUGCAGAUACCCAACAGUCUUUGAUGGAUUUGGGGUGAGAUCCCCGACCGCAAAGUACUACUUACCUUACUGUUCUAUUUUCUUUGAUCUAUGGCGUCAGCCUAGUUGUCAUCGUUUGGUGGCGGAUUGACUCAUCUCAGCUCUAUGUGUUGGUUUUCUGUUUGAUACCUACAAGCCAAACAAGUAAGUGGCUUUGGAUUUAUCAAAAUAUAAUAGAAUAUAUGUUCUCUGAAAGGCAUAAAUCGAUGCUUGUUCA
Molecule: messenger RNA, 2317 nt
Organism: Podospora bellae-mahoneyi
Lineage: Eukaryota; Fungi; Ascomycota; Sordariomycetes; Sordariales; Podosporaceae
Exons: 2
Coding region: 1-1854 (617 amino acids)
Source: RefSeq, a predicted model, not a curated record